CCAAGCAAAUAGCAAUAGCAGGAGCAGGAGCAGUCAGACAGAAUAUUCCAGUCUUGGGGAGGACUUGUUUGCCAUUCCAUCUUCCCCCAGAUCACAUUCUAGAUACUUCCAGCCCAGUCCAUCACCCCCUUUCAGCCUCUUUGCCUUCCCACGUCACUCUAUAUAGUGCAGGACAGGGAGUCCAGUUGGUGGGGGAAUGUCUCAUUACUUGUCUCCAGGCUUUGGGAUGAAGCUUUCUCCUAAUCAAAUGGCAAACAGCAGCAGCACAGACACUCUGCCUCCUGGCUGGGAAAUUAAGAUCGACCCUCACACAGGUUGGCCGUUUUUUGUGGAUCAUAACACAAGGACCACAACGUGGAACGACCCCAGGACAGAGCUGCAGAAGGAAAGGCAAGCUUUCUCCAAUGGCCCAUAUCCAUCAGCGUAUCCCGCACCGUCACAAGAUAACCCAAAACAGCGGCAUGCAAAGGAAUUCAGCACUGCAAGUCAUCACCUUCGCCCAGGCUACAUCCCCAUCCCGAUAAUCCAUGAAGGAGCGCCUGAACAAUAUCAGCAGAAAUACCACUAUUCGCCUCAGCAGCCUGACAUGCAGAGACUUAAAGCUGAAUGCCGGGCACACCCGCCAGUGAGAGCACAGUCUCCAACCAGACCCUCUCCAGCAGGGUCUCCAUUGGAAGCAACAAAGGCAGACAAGCAAAGUGGUCAAGCUUCUCCAGUUAGCGUUGGACAAGCUCCUGGCUUGCAAGGGUCAGAGCAUUCACCGUUCCAAACUACUUCCAGCCCCCAGACAUUUUCUUCUCAGCCACAUGGCCGAUCGAGCGUAGGAAGUUCCCAGCUGCCUUCCGGUUAUAUUCCGAUACCGGUGAUCCACGAGGGAAUGACGGCAAAACAUCCUCAGCAAGCUUAUUACCCUGCCCACCAAACACAGUACCCCUCCCAGCAAGCCCAUCAGCCACUGCAGCAAGCCCAAUACUCAACUCAACAAGCCCAUCAUCCAAUGCACCCAACCCAGCAAGCAUAUCACCCAGCCCAGCAGGUACAGUACACUUCCCAGCCAACACAGUACACAGUCCAGCAGCAACCGGUUACCCACAAGAGUCCACCCGAAGACUGGGGAACAAGCACAGCUCGGGCACAGUCGCCGUUGAGAGUUGUUCUGAAAGAAAUGCCCAGUCGUGAAGCUUCUCCAGCUCAGAUUUCUCCACCAGGUCGAUCGCAGUCACCUGCCUGGGCUCAUACAGGCCUGGACAGACCACAGGCUCCUCAGCAACGAGCUCAGCAUCAAGAGACACCGAGAAUGCAACAGGAAACUAAAGCUGGGUCCUUUGGCACAGAGCCUCCUCCGACGUAUAUCCCAAUUCAGGUCACUCGUGUUGAUCCCGACACCAAGCAACCACCACAGAAGCCUCAUCCCCAGUCCCAACCUCAGGCUCAACCAGAGAAAGCUGAGAGGAAAACUCCAUCUCCUGCACAGAGCGGCAGCUCUCAGCAAGAGCAGAGAACAGCCCCAGAAGAGGCCAAGGCUCAAAAGCCCAUUGUGACUGAUGCACCUGAAAGGCAUCCCGGUCUGGUAAAGAUAGAUAAAAUACUGCAGACAGUUCAGAGGCUUGAGGAAGACGUGAACUCAUUUGAAGGAAACCGGGCAGACAAACACUAUCUGUUGCUUGAAGAAUUGCUGACUAAAGAGCUUCUGGCUCUGGAUUCGGUGGAUCCCAAUGGACGGGAUGACGUGCGUCAAGCCAGAAGAGAUGGAGUUAAGAAGGUUCAAAACCUUCUCGAGAGGCUGGAGCAGAAAGCCAGCUCCUCUGAGCCUCAACCAGGCACGAUUGAGAAAUACGCUCAAAGAGAUAAUAUAGAAGGUGACUGCAAGAGAGACAAACACUGCGCAAACACAGUUACAGAAGAAUCCAAAAUGGAAACUGACCAACAGGAAAUGAACCCAGGAGUAUCCGCCGAUUAUAACAAACGUUAACUGUUUUAUUAGCCCAAAGUGCAUUUUUUUUUAAGAUUGGGUUGAAUUGUUUCGAAGAUGCAUGCAAAUCGGGAACCUUUUUUUCACAUCUGUGUCUCUCCAAAAUUAUUUAGCCUUCUGGAAUACACAGGGAGACAAUUUAUGAACAAAUGUCCGUUCGACACACAAGACUUCAGUUAUUUGUAACCAACUUUGAAGAAUAUUAUUCCGCUAAUGAAUUGCUAAUGAAUCACGCGUUAAACAAGCCUCUGUGUUUUGCUUUUUUUUUCGCAUACCAUCUCCCUUGCUAUUAAACCCACCCAUGUAGCACAUGGUGGUGAGUGGUAAAACUGUACAUACGCCAGUGUAGUGUUUAGCUUAUAAACUGCAAGUAUUACCAAUGACAUGAAGUGACAAGCUGGUCACUGUUGGGCACUUUAUGAAAGAGUAUGAUGAAAAUGUACAAGAGAUUGGUAGAGUACGAGCAGAACAAUGUAGAUAAAGGUUUCUCUAUAUCCAACAAAGAAGCAAUAAAUUGAGAGAUAAUUUACAAUGAGUGGAAUAGCUAUUUUGUCAGUAACAAGCACUCGAUGUUUAUUUUAAACUAAUGCACGUUAGGCCCAAAGAAUAUCCUUGCUUACCAAAGUAACAGACUUUUAAAAUUCAGGCAGGAGAGGGUUUCUACGUUUUGACCUCCCCUUUGAAGUGCAUUCCAGUCAAAUGAUUGUUUCUGGGUGUAAGAUCAAGCUCUCAAACCGCAUGUCUUGUUUACAAAUGGCAUUGAGCUCAUCUCAGCACCUGACGCUAUGAUUGAUAGGACCUAAAACAGUCCAGAAUGGAGGUCGCUGGGAUUUCUCAAAAUAAAACCUCAGCCAGCAUUUCAUAUCACUGUACAAAAUACAAACGGGUCUCAUUUGAAAUAUGCCUUUUGGUAAGUAAAGACUCUUUACCUCUUGAUACAAGCUAGAAUAUGCUUCUAUGGGACAACAGUACGUAAUGAUUGUUUUAUUGUAACCACGUUUGACAUGCGCUUGUGAGAAUGUGCGUCACAAACGUUUCCUUUAAGCAGCUGUUUCUGAAAGAUGAAUUCAAUGUUUUUUUUUUUGAAAUGUGCAUCGCAAACAUUUCCUCUAAGUAACUGUUUUCUUGUUAAAUCAAUUGCACCGCUGUUUUAAUUGUUAUGCAGACUGCUCCUUCGUAGGAAAGCCUGCAGCGGCUCAACUUUUGCACACUGUUUCCCAAACGCUCCUCGCACGUUCAUGCCAAGAGGGUUCCUGGCAGAUGUGAUCCACGGCACCUCCAGGGGAACCUUUGUGCUAGUUAGGAAUCGUUCCUUUGAAUAAACAAUUGAAGGCAGGGAGCAAACUGGUUUGCAAACUGGGUAAUAAAUGAUCCUUGCUUCAAGUCACAAGGCA
Messenger RNA from Callorhinchus milii (elephant shark), 3366 nucleotides. RefSeq names its product BCL2 associated athanogene 3 (gene bag3). Gene Ontology annotation, molecular function: protein-folding chaperone binding; adenyl-nucleotide exchange factor activity. Gene Ontology annotation, biological process: protein stabilization. The coding region runs from base 197 to 1972 and encodes 591 amino acids. The transcript has 4 exons. The record is from RefSeq and is a predicted model, not a curated record. NCBI's taxonomy places the organism in Eukaryota, Metazoa, Chordata, Chondrichthyes, Chimaeriformes, Callorhinchidae. Gene Ontology annotation, cellular component: nucleus; membrane; cytoplasm.